CUGUGCGCGCUAGUAUACAGCCAGGAGUUCGGUCGCGGCACGAGUCAGUAGCACAUGAGCGCUCGUCGAGCGAGUAUCGUUCCGUCAAGCGACUCUCGCCCGGGCGAUAAUGUCACCGAGUGAUCGUCGAGCGACUACGAGAGGAUCUUGAAAAGAAAUAUAUAUUUAUUAGAGGAUACGUGAAAAAAAAAAAAACGGAAUACGAAAUAUCUAUAAAUAAUAAAGGAUAAACGUGUACUAUAUAAUAUAUAUAUAUAUAUAUGUAUAUGUAUAUAUACACACGUGUAUUUAAUAUACAUAUAUAAACGUGCGUGCAACGAAAUUGAAAUAGAAAGAGAGAGAGAGAGAGAGAGAGAUAGAAGAUAUCGUCGAUAUUCCGUCGACGGUUCUUUUUUUUUUGUCUUGACCAACGGAAGAAGAAGACGUCGAAAGGUACGAGAGAAGGAAGAAAAUUGUUUUGUUGAGGUGGUGGAGGAGGAGGAGAAGAAGAAGAAGAAGAAGAAGAAGAAGAAGAAGAAUAAGUGAGAGUGAGAGGGGACAAAUAAAAGAAGCGAAUCGCCGCGUCGGAACACGCGCCGCGAUUGUCGCUAAAAGCGUGUUUUCUUCCGCAAAGGGGCGCGCGCGGGCGCACAACAUCAUCCGCCGCCGCAUUCACGAAAGGAAAGAAGAAAAGCGGACGUCGGACGAUUUUUUGUUGGCCAAAUCGAUUGAAAAGGAAGAAAAAGAACUUUGAGAAAGAUCCGAAAGAAAUAAAGAAGAUAGAAAAGAUCUUCUCGCGUAGAGAACGAGUCACGAUCAUCUCUGUUGGUGCUCUGCUCGAAGUGAAUUUUUUCGCGAACGUUUAGAAAGAAGUAAAAUAAAAAAAAAAAAAGGAGAAGAGAAAAGAAAAAGAAAAGGAUUGAAUUAGAACGAAGGAGAGAUUUCGAUCCUCGUUUUUUUCUUCUCCUGUUUUUCUUUUCCCAUCGCGACGUUUUACGUCUCACGUUUUACGUAAAGGGGGAAAAAAAAAGAGACCGAAGGAAAAGUAAUAAGAAUAAAAAAGAAAGAAAGAAAAAAAAAGGACUUGAUAUCAUUAAUUAAUACAAUUAUUACACUUGUAUACUUUCGUUUGUAUGAAAAAAGAUUCCCGAAGUGUGUUUUCUAAACGAUAUAACAGAUAAAUAUAAAAUAUAUACAUAUAACAUACGUACUUUACAUAUAUAUAUUAUUACUAUCAAUUGUCGAGUCACCAAGAGGAGAUACGCGCGAUAGUUUGCCAGCUGGUAGUGUGGUGAUAGCAAUCGUCGAUUUAUUAAUUUUGCUUAAGGAAAAGUGGAAAAAUAAAGUGAGAGAGAAAGAGAGAGAGAGAGAGAGAGAGAGAGAGACGAGCUAAAGAGCGAGCGAGCAAAAGGCUUGCUACGACGUGUGUUAAAAAAAUAUAUAUAAAUUAAAAAAAAAAAAAAAAAAAAAAUAAUAAAAAUAACAGAAAAAUAAAAGAACGGCCCAAGAAUGGUGCCACAACAGCAGGACAGCCCUUCGAGCUCGGGGAUUCCGAUGUUUGGAUCUUUACUUGUGGAUAAAAAUUCGGCCACCCCGUAUUCGGAUGCGACACAGACGAAAAAGAACAACCCGAAUCACAUAAAACGGCCGAUGAACGCGUUCAUGGUCUGGUCACAGAUCGAACGCAGGAAGAUUUGCGAGGUCCAACCUGACAUGCACAAUGCCGAGAUCAGCAAACGACUUGGUAGACGUUGGAAAACGUUGGACGAGGACGAGAGGAGACCGUUCAUCGAGGAGGCAGAGAGAUUAAGGCAAUUACACAUGAUGGAAUAUCCGGAUUACAAGUAUCGACCACGGAAAAAGACGACGAAGCCAGCCCCGGCGCCAAAAGCUAAAGAAUCCUCCGGUAAGAAACCGAGGAAAUCGUCUACUUCCUCAAAUUCCUCAUCUUCCUCCUCCUCGUCUAUCGGCGGUUCCUCGCCUUUAUCACAUUCGAAAUCGCGGAACGACACGAACAACAACACGCAGACGCCAUCGUUGAAGAGGUUGCAGGCUCAGCCGAGCACGAAGCCGGUUUCGAGGUUGAAGGUCAGGUUGGCCCUUGACAAGAGGCCUCUCGAUUAUACACCAGCGCCACCGAUCGUCACGGCUAAAGUACCAAGCAGUCCUUCCUGCGACACACCGGAUUCUCCAGAGUCUGCUAGCUUCUACGACGACAAUUAUCACGAUAACGGUCCAGCCGCAGUGGCAGCAGCGGCUGCGGCCGCAGCUGCGAUCGUCGGCGUUGGUUCACACGCCGGUUUACCACCCCCUUUACCACCUACCAGUUCGUUACUCGCCGCUAAGAUCAAGCAAGAGACCGCAUCGAUCAUGGAUAUGGAUUACAAGACAACAUCGACGACGAAUACCGCGACACCGACUACCAGCUAUACGAAGGACAGACUUUUAUCAUCCGUCAGAGGAGCCGGAUCCUUUUCUACCUCCUUCUCAUCGUCCUCUUCCUCCUCUUCAAAUAUUUCCUCAUCGUCCUCCUCCUCCCUCUCGACCUCCGACGUCGACAGUCUCGGCAGGAGCACCACGGUUAGAUCAUCCACACCGUGCCAUCUCGAUCAUCAUCAACAGCAACAUCCCUUCUCCAUCAAAGAGGAACCCUUGGACCCGACUCUCGCCACGGCUACGACGACGAUUGGCACGAGUCUUACAUCUUCCUCAUCCACCUCCUCGACAUCCCCUACGAACAACUCCGGCGCCAUAAAACUCGAAGAAGUAUCCGGAAGUAAUCCCAGCCUCGCCGAUCUCUAUUCCCUAACCGAUCUCCUACAAAUACAACCGUCCGACUUCAAACUCGAUCUCGACAUGGAAACCAUUACCACCGAUCUGGACUCCUUCGAAACGGCCAGCUCGAGUAGCGGUUCGCACUUUGAAUUUUCCUGUACGCCCGACGUCACGGACAUGUUGUCGAACAUAGGCGUCAGUAACGAGUGGGUUAGCUUUUGAGUGAGCUACGACGACGACUACCUCUCGAUCAACGCGUCGAUCGAUUUCCUCCUUACGUCUCUUCAAGCAUAUAUUUUCCUUAUCCGUCAACCGAGCGACUCGACGAUCUCGAUUUCUCCAAACUACGAGUUUCCUCGGAGCACCUUUCCAAAAAGCACAUUUAUCGAUCAACCGCAUAGCGCACCACCGCUAACGUCCUUUCUCUCUCUCUCUCUCUCUCUCUCUCUCUCUCUCUCUCUCUCUCUCUCUUCUGUUUGUGCUCGUCAUCUUUUACGGUUUAAAGGGACAGAGACGGUUAAAGCGGCCGACACCAGACGUCGUUCUUUUACCAAACAUAUUUCAACUCGUUCUCAUGCUGCUUCGAGGCGUUUCGAAAAGAAGGAAGGAGUAAGAUAUACGGGGGAGGGGGCAGGAUUGGGGGAGGUACGCCUUAGGGACGACCGGAAACGGCCAUCGAGUAUGUGUAUAGAGAGGGUCUGGAAAAGAGGCACCAGCUGUGUUGUCCCUUUGCUCUUUCACUCCUUCCGGUACCCCUCCGAUUUAUCCUACAUAGUUCUCUCUCUUUCUCUUUUUCCUUACUUCAUCCGUGGAAUCCUUCGUACCCUCAUCGUCGUCGUCGACCGAAUUUAAACCCACGGUCAGCUGAUCGCCAGCUGGUGCGGACUACUCGAAUUCCUUCUUUUCACGUCCCUCGAAGAAAACUAUCGUGAGAUCGAAAAGAAAGAGAGAGAGA
Molecule: messenger RNA, 3709 nt
Organism: Vespula pensylvanica (western yellowjacket)
Lineage: Eukaryota; Metazoa; Arthropoda; Insecta; Hymenoptera; Vespidae
Product: transcription factor sem-2-like
Exons: 2
Coding region: 1489-2976 (495 amino acids)
Biological process (GO): anatomical structure morphogenesis; cell differentiation; regulation of DNA-templated transcription
Molecular function (GO): DNA-binding transcription factor activity, RNA polymerase II-specific; RNA polymerase II cis-regulatory region sequence-specific DNA binding
Source: RefSeq, a predicted model, not a curated record